Molecule: messenger RNA, 5644 nt
Organism: Alosa alosa (allis shad)
Lineage: Eukaryota; Metazoa; Chordata; Actinopteri; Clupeiformes; Clupeidae
Gene: cbl
Product: Cbl proto-oncogene, E3 ubiquitin protein ligase
Biological process (GO): negative regulation of epidermal growth factor-activated receptor activity; cell surface receptor signaling pathway
Cellular component (GO): membrane raft; plasma membrane
Molecular function (GO): phosphotyrosine residue binding; SH3 domain binding; calcium ion binding
Source: RefSeq, a predicted model, not a curated record
UGUGAGUGGGUGUUUCUGACUGGACAGGGCGAGGCGGGCUUAGCAACGGAAGGGGACGAACAGGAAGAGCAAGGACCGUGUUCACAGGAGGGGGAGAUAGAAGGCGGUGUUUAUUUCCCCUAAUUUAUUUAUUUACUUAUUUCCCCUCUGCUUGUGCUAACAAAUGUGUUCUGUUUGUGCACCGAGAAACAUUCGUUUCGGUUUACCAGCGUCAGUGGCUAUUCUUGCUCCACUUCUCUGUAGCGUCGCCUGCUCUGCAGCCGCGCAGGCUUACAUACAACUUCCCGUCCGAGGAACACGACGAGACGAGGGUCCAGAGCUGCAGGAAAAGAAUUAGCUGUCGGGUGAAGACGUACGCGUUUGCUGGAAAACCGACCUCCCUUAAGGAAACUAGAAAUUGUUGAAAAUAUUGGGUCGUAGAGGGUGUCUUGUGGCUUAUUUUCUUCGAGUGAGUUACUUGCAUUCCUCAAGCGGCGUUACUGUCAGGCCGGUCACUAAAUACAGGCUAACCCGGGGAGUUAAUGGGAGCCUUGCCUCGAUAGACCUCCUUUCUCCCCCCGACGGACCCUCGCUCGACAUUGAUUCGGGCGCUGUCCUCACCGGGGGGUGUUGAUCUGAACUGUUGCUCAGACUGCGGGAGGAGGGAGACCCCCUACCUCAGCAGUCGCUCUGGCCGGCUAUUGUGGAGCCGUAAUAUGGCAGGAAAUCUGAAGAAAGGUGGGGGGCUUAUUGGCAUGAUGAAGGACGCUUUCCAGCCCCACCAUCACCUCCACCACUCCCAUCACCAACCAGGGGCCGUGGACAAGAAAACGGUGGAGAAAUGCUGGAAACUAAUGGACAAGGUGGUGAGACUGUGCCAGAACCCCAAAUUAGCGUUGAAGAAUAGUCCUCCGUAUAUCCUGGACCUUUUGCCGGAUACCUACCAGCACCUCCGCACCAUCCUGUCCCGCUACGAGGGCAAGAUGGAGACGCUGGGAGACAACGAGUACUUCCGCGUCUUCAUGGAGAACCUGACCAAGAAGACCAAACAGACCAUUAGCCUCUUCAAGGAAGGCAAAGAGCGCAUGUACGAGGAGAACUCACAGCCUAGGCGGAACCUGACCAAGCUGUCGCUGAUCUUCAGUCACAUGCUGGCCGAGCUCAAGGCCAUCUUUCCCAACGGCCUCUUCCAGGGCGACAACUUCCGCAUCACCAAGGCCGACGCCGCCGAGUUCUGGAGAAGGUCCUUCGGAGACAAGACCAUCGUGCCAUGGAAGGGUUUCCGGCAGGCCCUUCAUGAGUUCCACCCCAUCAGUUCAGGCCUGGAGGCCAUGGCCCUCAAGUCCACCAUCGACCUCACGUGCAACGACUACAUCUCCGUCUUCGAGUUCGACAUCUUCACCAGGCUCUUCCAGCCAUGGUCAUCCCUACUGCGGAACUGGAACAGCCUGGCAGUGACCCACCCGGGCUACAUGGCCUUCCUGACCUAUGACGAGGUCAAGGCUCGCCUCCAGAAGUUCAUCCACAAGCCUGGCAGCUACAUCUUUCGUCUGAGCUGCACGCGGCUGGGUCAGUGGGCCAUCGGCUAUGUCACGGCUGACGGUAACAUCCUUCAGACCAUCCCCCACAAUAAGCCCCUCUUCCAGGCCCUCAUCGACGGCUUCCGGGAAGGCUUUUACUUGUUCCCUGACGGCCGCACCCAGAAUCCAGAUCUGACGGGUCUGUGUGAACCGUCUCCACAGGACCAUAUCAAAGUUACCCAGGAGCAGUAUGAGUUGUAUUGUGAGAUGGGCUCAACCUUCCAGCUGUGCAAGAUCUGUGCCGAGAACGACAAAGAUGUGAAGAUCGAGCCCUGCGGACACCUCAUGUGUACAUCGUGCCUUACAGCAUGGCAGGAGUCAGAGGGCCAGGGCUGUCCGUUCUGCCGCUGUGAGAUUAAGGGCACGGAGCCGAUCGUGGUCGACCCCUUCGACCCCAAAGACAACAGCGGCUGCUCCUAUGGAGGGGGGGGGCAUGGAGGUGCGCCGUCCCCUAACUGCGACGGCAGCGGCCCGGCGCGUCGGCGACCGCACCUCAUGAUGAGCAAACUGGCAGGUUCUCAGGUGGAGCGCCCCCCCUCUCCUCUCUCCAUGGCCCCCCAGGCGUCCCUGCCUCCGGUGCCUCCGCGGUUAGACCUCCUGCAGCAUCGCGUCCCCAGCGCCCCUGGCGCCUCCAGCCCAGGAGCCACAUCAAAGGUCCCCUCUCACCAUAAAGACAAGCCGCUGCCUCUUCCCCCCGCCCUGCGAGACCUGCCCCCACCCCCGCCUCCGGACCGCCCGCCACCCACCGGCCCGGACGUCCGCCUGCAGAGACGCCCCUUGCCCUGCACGCCCGGCGACCCGCCUCGCGACAAGCUUCCCCACCCCCGUAGCACGCGGCAUGGAACUGGACCUUCGUGGCUGGUGCCCAAAGCGCCCUUGGCGAGUGUGGGGCCCGAGCGUGGGGAGCUGAGGGGCAGCGGCAAGCGAGGUGGGGAGGCGUCCUCCCGCGAGCUGUCCAACCGGCACUCGCUGCCCCUGGCACUGCCCUCCGCUAUGGACGGGCGAGCGGAUGCUGGCCGCAACAAUGGCCUGGAGCACCAUCUGAGCUUUGGUGCCUCAGUGUCCGGUCGUGCUGAGUACGACAACCCCAAAGUCAAACCCUCGGCCUCCGACAACGCCAUCUACUCCCUAGCUGCCAGGCCUCUCCCAGCGGUGAAGCAGCUGCCGUCGGAGGAGGGGGCUCAGAGUGACGAGGAGUCGGACUACAUGAUGCCCAACUCGCGGCCCGUGCUGCCCCCCAUCAGCUCCUCCUCCCACGUGGAGCCCGCACCCAGGCCCCCUCAGGCCCCCAUACUCAACUCCAGGACGCUGUUGAAUGACUUGGACUCUGACGGGCAGCAGAUGUACGAAGCCAUGUACAACAUCCAGGCCCAGGCCAUCAACACUCCACUGCCACAGCAGGCACGCGAUUCUGACUACUCAGAGCUGCCCCCCCUGGCGAGUACCAAUGGCCCCCGAGAGCGCGAGCGAGACCCUCCGAGCGAGGAGGAGGAGAACAGCUACGACAUCCCCAAGCCGCCCCUGCCCAUCGCGCCGGCCCGACGCACGCUCUCUGAGAUGGGCAGCUCCUCGGCCAACUUCAGCCGCCUGUCUCUGGACAGCGAUAUCGGCAGCAGUGCUGCAGGAGAAGAUUACGAGCUGUUUUAUUGGCAAAGGGAGGCUUCCCUGGGCGUCCUCCGGGCCACUGCCCGCCCGGAUCAACUCUUCGGACCCGGCCCCGCGGGUGCCCCGCCCACCCCCAUGCCAGUGCUGCCCUCUCUGCCCUCGCUUCCUGUGGCAACAGCCCCAGCCUUCAGCAGCGAGAUCGAGCACCUGAUGAGCCAGGGCUACACCUACCAGGACAUCCAGAAAGCCCUGCAGAUCGCCCAGAACAAUAUCGAGAUGGCCAAGAACAUACUGCGCGAGUUCGUCUCCAUCCCCUCCACCGCACAUAUCCUUACAUAGCACCCUCUCUCUCCCUCACACACACACACACACACACACACACCUCCUCCAUGCUUCUGGCAGGAUGACCCCUGCUAAAAGCUUAUCCUCACUCCCCAGAGCGACGCCGUUUGUUACCGUGGCGAUGCAUUGUUUUUGCGCACACGUGUGGUGUAGCCGCCCGCGCCUCAGCCUGCCUGCUUCUCCGCUGAGACUGACCACCAGGCCGCCUGGCUCACGCUUGGCUUGAGCUCCACAGACUGGCUUUGUGUGUGUGUGUGUGUGUGUGUGUGUGUGUGUGUCCCAACACACAUAUCAGGGUUGUCUUCUGCAUCACAGUGUUUGUAGAUCAAGUAUUGAUGAGGACUAUUUCUUUUUUUUUCUUUCUUUCUGUCUGUUUUGCCCAAAAGUUGUCACUGGUUGUGAAGUCACCUCAAGGCAAUGUGUCAUGGAGAAUAACAAUUAGAAAUGUGUAUCUGUGUGUUAACAGUAAGUUAAUAUAUAAACCAAAACGGCUACACAGAUGCUUACACUGCUUUUGGUGCAGUCCCUGUUAUGGGAUGGACAGGUUGUGGGUGUGUCAGUGUGUGUUUCCAGAAAUACGUGAAGAGCAAAAAUGCAGAAUCUCCUAGAUGUCACAUGUCCAUAGAGCAGAGGAUUGUGGGAUUGAUCCAAGCCUGACUUGGUCUGGGUCUGCCAGAUCAGUAGUUCUGAUUCCUCCUGGCUAGAUUCGUUUUUGACCUAGCGUCCUUUUAAUGUGCUGGGUCGGUACUCUCUGUGUGUGUGUGUGUGUGUGUGUGUGUGUUUGAACUGUGCACUGCUUGUGUUUAAUGUUCCUGAGCAUAGAGAAAGCGUUGGCAUAGAGACCGGCAGUAGCCUUGAAUCCAUAGCCUAGACCCAGCAGGUGUGUAGAUGAGUGUGCUCACACUGUCCCCUCUAGAAUAUGCUGUGGGUUGCUAAACUUGCUCAUAGUAUGAUGUCCACAAGGAUGAAGAAUUGACCUCUGGUAGCUGUUUUCCACCCCCCUCAAGUGUGUGUGAGUGUGUGUGUGUGUGUGUAUGUGAGUGAAAGAGAGCGCGAGUCUUUCAUUCAGCCAAAGCAUAGCACAUGGUUUAUGAUGAGGAGCGACAGCCCUGGGUCAGUGUGAGUGUGAGUGUGUGAGUGUGUGUGUGUGUGUGUGUGUGUCUUUUUGAGUGGAGAGCAGGACAAACCUCAAACCGAAAGAAAGACUGCCUGUCCAACAGACAGCCCAGACUUAUGUGAAGAUGACUGGUGGAUUCUACCACUCCAACCACACAGACACACACACACACCUGGCCUGUUCCUCCUCACCUCCCUCAACAACUGCCUCUGAAUGUCUCAUUCAUACAACGACAGACUUUUAACAGCCACCAAACAGAAGACCGAAGGAAGGAAGGAGCACUGCUGACCGGCCGGGGUGUGGUCAUGCAGGGGUCUGUCUGUGGAGAAACAGGACGUGUGUGUGUGUGUGUGUGUGUGUGUGUGUGUGUGUGUGUGUGUGGAGAAGCAUUAGAGAGAAAUGGAAGGAGAAGAGGAGGAGGAAAAUGAGAAAGAAGUAUUGUCUGACACGACACAGAGCUAUUCUGUGCUCCCAGUGUUCAGUGUGGGAAGGGGAGGGGUUCUCUAUCUGAAGUUGUUCAUCUUAGUGAAUUGUCAUUGAUUACUUUAAUAUAUUAUUGUUAUUAUUAUUAUUAUUAUUAUUAUUGUUGUCGUUAUUAUUAUUGUUAUUAAUUCAGAAGUGCUUUACUGCUGCUGCUAUUGUUAGUGCUAAACUAUUAAGCCUUAACUGUACAUUUGUGGAUAUUGUGUUUAACCUUUUUUUUAAAGUGGCAGUAUCUCUAUUGGAGUCAUGUAGCAUACUUGAAAUUGAUAAGCAGCUUGUGCAAAUACAGGCCCAAGUUGACCUUUUUUCCAUCUUUUUCUGUGUGUGUGUGUGUGUGUGUGCGUGUGUGUGUGCGUGUGUGUGUGUGUGUGCGCUUGUGCGUGUGUGUGCGCGCGUGUUCGUUUCAGUGUCUGGAUAAUUGCACAUCUGGUACCUCUCAGGUACCCCUCAGCUCUCAGAAGUCAGUCACACAGAGUUAGGAACCAUGCAAGAGCAGCCAUAAGUAACACACACACACACACACACACACACACACACA